Coregonus clupeaformis (lake whitefish) is the source of this 1058-nucleotide messenger RNA. Its product is annotated as transcription factor HES-5-like. Gene Ontology annotation, cellular component: nucleus. The record is from RefSeq and is a predicted model, not a curated record. Gene Ontology annotation, biological process: anterior/posterior pattern specification; regulation of neurogenesis; regulation of transcription by RNA polymerase II. The transcript has 2 exons. Bases 48 to 512 code for a protein of 154 amino acids. Gene Ontology annotation, molecular function: protein dimerization activity; DNA-binding transcription factor activity, RNA polymerase II-specific; RNA polymerase II cis-regulatory region sequence-specific DNA binding. Lineage: Eukaryota; Metazoa; Chordata; Actinopteri; Salmoniformes; Salmonidae.
CCUUCCUCAGAGAAGCACACUCUCUCUUUCUCUCUCUCUCUAGAAGAAUGGCUCCUACCUACACCAGAGACUCUGCCAACACCAUGCUCUCUACUAAAGACAAACAUAAACUAAGGAAACCAGUUGUGGAGAAGAUGCGUAGAGACCGCAUCAACACCUGCAUAGAGCAGCUCAAGACCCUGCUGGAGAGGGAGUUCCACAAACAGGACCCCAAUGCCAAGCUGGAGAAGGCUGACAUCCUGGAGAUGACGGUGGGGUUCCUGAAGCAGCAACUGCAGCCUCAGAGCCCAGUCCGUCAGAGGGCUCACAGUGAGGGCCACUCCCAGUGUUGGAGGGAGACACUACACUUCCUGUCUUCCAGCUCCAUGAAGGACAUGACGCUCCUGAACCUCCAGAGAGCUGGCCAGGACAUCUGUCCCUCCUCUCCACUCUCCUCCCAACACCAAAACCACAGCCAAGGUUCAGUGAAGCAGGCCACCAGUGGCCACGAACCAGUCUGGAGGCCUUGGUAGAACCAUAGCAUAGAGACUCUCUAUGUCACAAACUGGAUGGGUGUUUACCAUCUUUUAUGCUGUAGGAAAUCUCUAUUUCCGAUUGUACUAUCUGCUUAGGUCCUUUAUGAAGGAUAGCAAACGUCAUAUGACAAGCGUUAUUGUUUGUUGUCUCCUGUAUGGAGCUGUCUGUAAAAUAGACUACUAUGAAUCUGCUUUGUGAAUAGACGUAGGCAAUACUUUUUCUGUCAUCUAAACUUUCUGCCAUCUGGCAUAUGACUCCUAUGGAGUCGACUCAAAUAUUGAUGAUGAAUAUAUAAUCAAUUGUAUUCAAAAUGCAAAAUAUUUAUUGGAGAUUAAUUAUCACGUUUAAGUGUUAUUAAAAGUGAAAUCCUUUUGUAAAGGAACAGAUUGCACAUGAUGAGUCAUCAUGCAUACCGAAACAUUUUUGUUUAGAAUUUCUACAGUGAAUGUGUGAAGACUUUGUAUUUUGACAUUGUUGACAUGUAACCUAAACUGGGUGCACAAGUGGAUAUCAUACCAAAAUAAACAAUGAUAUUGACAAUG